CCCCCCCCGCUUGUGUCUUCUACUACUGCGCAUGCGUGCACACCCUAAAAGGUCUGCUGCUGUAGGAGAAAGACGAUCGAGUGUGAAUGGAUGUUCAACUUUGACCUCUUGAAUUAAUACCAAAUGUGCAUAAAAACAUGGUGCGCUUGAAGAAUAGGUAUGUCCUUGGCGAGUUGAUUCUAGAAGAUGGAAAGAUGGCAACAGAGGCUAAACUCAACACAUACGUGACACAGCAGGCCAUCAAAGCAGCUGUACAUCAGUUAUAUGGUGACUUUGGUGUCGGUGCUGUUACUGCUGGUUUUAAUGUCAAGUAUGUAGGACAACAGACCAAUGUUGUACUGAUCAAGAUUCGUCAUAGAGCCAUCAAAUACCUCACUUCCUCUCUCCCCUUUGUCACAUCAAUCUCCAAGGUUCCAUGUUGUUUCCUAACUCUUCAUGUUGCUGGUACCAUGAGAGCAUGCCAGAAGUUUCUAAUAAAGCAUGAUAGAAGGCAGUUGAAGAUUUUGUUCAAGAAUAGCAAGACACAGGCUGAGCGGAAUGCAGUGUUAGAUGCUCUUAAACAAUGUCAGGUCAAAGAAACAGCAUGGGUUGAGCCAAAAGAUGAUUCUGAUACAGAUGAUGAUGCCAGUGAAGAGCGAAGGUGACCUUUGUAAGACUUCCUAUACAUGUAUACGGACAGAAAAACUGUUACACUGUGAGAGCAAAGAUGAUGUAAUGGUAGCUGAACAACAGAAGUGAAGUCUCUCUUUUAGUGGAUUGGUCAAGUGACAAGGGCAGAAAACUGUCUUUCUUUGAGAAAUACGGAGAGCUGAACUAAAAUGCAAGGAUGAUGCAAUUAUGGUUGAACAACAGAAGUGUCAGAGAGUCUGUAAUGAUGAGGGCAGAAAGAUGACCAAAGGUGUUUUUUUUUCUUUGAAAUUUAUAGGGAAAAUCUUAAUUUCAAAAGCAAAAAUAAUGCAACUAUGGUUGAAUGACAGGAGUGGAGUCUCAAAAUGGCUUGGUGUAGUGUGAGGGGUAAUUGUCUAGGACCAGAUCAACAUUUGGAAAAUCACAGUUGCAUGUUUACAGAAGUGCAGUUACUUUGUGAUUUUGUGAAUAAAGGAAAGUAAUAGGAGUAUAGUAGAAUGAAACACAUGUAGAAAUCAAGACGAAUGAUAUUGUAUUGCUAGGAUGAUGCAAAUGCCCGAAAUGUCUGUAGAUAUGACCGUUAUAUCUGUAAAUUUAUAACUAGACCUACUUUACUGGGUCAUAUUUGGAAAUACCAAAAACUGACUUAUUGAUAUGUCACUCUCUGAAAAUGAUUUUACUCUUUGUAUUAUACGGGCCUUAUUUUGAAUCAGAAAAAUAUGAAUCAUGAAGAAUACUGUGAAAAAAAGUUGUGAAAAUUAAAGCAAAUUCUAAUAAAAACACAAUUGCAAAAGCAAAAGAAUUGCCUAUCAAAUCUGUUUGCAGUGUUUAGCAUGUGUGUGCCAAACUUUACCAAACACUUAGAUUUUUUUUUGUAUAAUUGCUUUAUCAUGUGUAAUAUUUUGAUGUUAAGAACACAAAAGUUGCAUUUUAAAAAAUAUAAAACUGGGUUCUCUAUAUCAUAAUUUAAAUAGCUUUCAAGUGUAUUUCCAGUUGUAAAUCCCUAAGAAUGUAAACUAUUGACUAGUGACAUAGAUAUAUACCAAUAUUGCUUUAUUUCUAUUGAUUUUAGUAUUAAAUCACCAUCAUAUUAGCAUUAGCCACUUUUCAAAAUAUUCAAGUGGUCUUGAGUUUCAUGAUACACAGGACAAGGAAUUCAAUAUUUCCAUUUUGGGAGUUGAUCAUAUAUUAGUCUAUGAAUGCUGGUCUUCAAAGCAUUGAUGAUGAUGAAUUAGAACUGAAAAAGUUAUGAUGAAAUGAAAUGAAAGUUAUGGAAAUCCUGUCCAUUUGUUAAUAUAGACCUAUAUUUUUUAUAAGCUUUUAGUUUAUAAAAGUUUACAUGGGAGAAGAUAUUUUAUUACAUUAAAACUACCGGUAGUCUAAUAAAGCCCUACCUUUUAUUUGACAACAUAUAGAGCAAGGUGGUUUUGUUUUAUCAUUUCAUCUCUGUAGUUAAAGUAAAUAAGCUCCCCUGACCCAGGUUAUAUGUCAGGUCAAAGAUGCUAUAUUUUCAAUUCAAAAAGAAUGUUAGUACGUGAACAGUGUCUUGAUCAAUUUGCAGUGGCUAUCAAGGAUGUGAUGGAAGUUCAGUGUGAUAAAUGAGUGUAAUAUUAAGCUUUCAAUGUAUAACUGAAACGUCCUUACAUGAUUAGAGUUGUUUGGAUGGGAUGCAUGAUCCAUGUUCUUUUAUAAAAGUCAGAUUCACAUUUAGCUUCAGCUGGUAGUUGAAGUCCUCAGUUUCUUUUCAUUUAUAAUCCACCAAUUCUAAAUCUGUAGGGUUCUCUCAGUCAUGAAAAAAUCCUGGAAACAUUUGUGGUCAUGGAGAGUCAGGGAAAAGUCUGGGAAUUGCAUUUACCUCUUGGCUAUGGCAGCUUUCCAUUUUUUCGUGUCUUGCAAAUCUCAUACUCUGCUCUUAGAAUUGGUGUUCAUGAUUUCCGUUUUUCCCAGUUUUGUGAUAUCCCAAAUUCUACAUAACUCCUGGGACAUCACUGUAAGUCAUGGAAGCAGCAAUUUAGUCAUUGAAAAGACAUGGAAUUCUGUUUUCAAAUUUCUGUUGGAACCACUGAUAUGAUAAGGGAUUAAGAUAGCCACUGUGAAAUCUCAGACCACAAAUCCAUAGAUGCAGCUUAUUUUAAUCAGUUUCUUUACUUACAGUGGAAUUCAAUAAUCUAAUUGAAUAAAUGAGCCUUAAUUAUAGAAAAAAAUUCAUACAGGAAUUUAAAAACAGGUGAUCAUUUCAUACUCAAAAUUCAUGUAGCCUUAAGAAAUUUUCAUUCAAAAAUGAAACUGGAAAAUAUUUGUGUGUCUGCUGAGAAACUAGAAUUUAUUGGAAUUCAUAAGUGAUUUCCCGAGCAACACAUUUAAAAAUGCAGACAAGAUAGAUUAUGGAUGGAAAGCUGACAACACAGUUCGAAUCAUUUUGAAUUUGUUCCUAAAUGUUAAAUAUACUGGUCAACAGUAGACCCUUAAUUUAGAUGGAAAUAAAAACUAAUUUUGGUGGUAUUUUGACAAUUAAACCUUGGUUUAAUUCUAGACUAAACAAGAAAUUUAGUCCACACAUCUGUGGAAUGCUGGGUAUCUUCUUACUUUUACAAUAUCCAUGAUAUAGAUAAGGUACAAAAAUACUGAAAGUAAUUUCAUUUUCAUAUUUUACAAUGUCAACUUUUUGCUGAAGGAUCUGAAUAAUUUUUACCUUGUCUUAGAGAAUGAGUUGACAGCUGGCACUCAAUGAAAAUGUGUAAGUUUGCCUAGUUUUAAUUGAUUAAACAAUGGCUAUGAUAAUAGCACCCUAGCCCUUUAAGCUGAUAUUCCUGGUCCAAUGACCCAUUUUAUCAAACUAUUCAUUGGUGAUAGAUAAUCUUACCAUCAACGGUAUCUUUUCAUCUUUCCAUAAUUGUUUUGAGCUAACGCUGACUAGCCGUAGAUGAGGUAGUAUCAGCAGCAUGGUAUCUACCAUGAUAAGGUUGAUUUUAAUUCACUGUAGAGCCAUGUUACCAUGGUGAAUUAAAUUUAUAGCAAAGUGUAAGUUAUGAUCAGUUUUUGAAACAACGUCUAUAUAGACUUGUCUCAUGAGCAGAUGAUUUGAAGAAGUAUAGUGGUAAUAAUUCAGAGGCUUCUCUGGGUUAAGCAUAUUUAGAGUCGAGAAGAGGGAAAAACCAUAUAUCCCCAUGGCAAUAGAUUUUAUUUUGAUGAAUACCCUCAAGUGGUGUUUGUCACAUUUCCAGUUUAUUAAUAUAUUAUAGAAAUGUAUUUGAAUUUUGCAUUCUCAAAAAUGUGUUUGUCCUAAACACUUCUGCGGAACAUUUCUUGUAAGGAAUUUUUGGAUAUUUUAUCACAAUAGUGACAAAGUUUUUUAGCCAAUAUAAGGAAAGUUGUAGAUCUGACAGCGAAUGUUGAUUAAAUAUUCUCCUGAUGCAGAUAGUAUGAAUUAAAAAUGUUUUAGUUGAUGUAUUUUCUGACUUUACAAUGAAAUUUAUUUUGGUCAGAAUCCCACCCAAAAUGAAAAUAAUCAAAUUUAUCUUCUCUUUUUGUAUAGGUGUAAAAUUAUAUCUCAUGCUUAGAAUUUGCUAGAAAAUUCCAGGAUCUUAUCUGUUUACAGCUGUCCGAUGUGCAAUCACUUAAAGAGUUCAGAAGGGCUUUUUCUUAAAAGAAAAUUCCUGAGAAUACUGUUGAAUUCAAAUUUUCACAGAAUAAAUGGUUAGAAAAAAGAUCACUACACAUUUAACCUUUACCUAACUCUAAAUCCUGUCUAAAAGAUUUGGUGAAGUUUUCAAACAUCCUUGAAGUAUCAGAUUGUGAGGUAUGCUGGCAGUCCUUGGCUCUACCCAACCGAUAUAUACCAGGUGCAAUUUUUUGUUGUUGAAACAACGGCCCUAAUUCACAUUAGUUUCAUUCAAAACUGCAGUUUCUACAAACCACCCUGUAAAUUCAGACCAGAAGAGAUUCUGGUUACUUCAAUCCCUUUUUUGGCAUCAAAAAUUUUCGUGAAUUUAAUAUUUCUGAAAUUUAUUGGCUCAUUGUUUAUACUUGCAUUAUCUCAGCAGAAUGAUAAAAUAUUUAUCUAUUAAGAGCCCUCUUGCCAAUGGCUUCAGUGUUUACAUCGUAAGUUUUAUACUACAAAGUAAAACUUCUUUUACUUUUUAUGCUAUGUCAUCAGUCUCAUCAAUAUAGCAUUUAUUAUUGAAAUAUAGGUGGGAUGUGCAAAGCAUUAUUAAUCACUCUAAAUUCUACUUAUAUGUGAUAUUUAUCAUUCAAAUGUGUAAACAUUAUUUUUUUUUACAAAUGACACUGUGAUGCAGCAUUCUGCACUUAUUCUUGGAACAAAUUAAACAAAAAACAAUAAUGAAACUUUGAUAUUUGUUGUACACUUCAGAUUUAUUGAUACUCUCAAUAAAUACUUUCCUUCUAUAUAUGUGUUCUACCCGACAUAUCUCUCAAAAUCAGUAAAGGAAAACAGAAAGAAAUGAAGCUAGAAAUGUGAAAGAAUUCUAAUUAUCUACGUACAUCCUAACAUAUAAUAUACUUCCCUUUGAAAACAAUCGAGAAAAUAUGCAAAGAAAAUUGCAUUUUUCACAAGGAAAGUGUGGUAAAACUGAGUAACAUGCAUCUCUAAAACUCACAUCAAAUAUCUUUCUGUGAAAACACCCAAUAAUCUUCAUGUAUGUACUAGAAGUCAAAUAUAAAAUGUGUUUAUAAAUAAAAAAGAAAUAAUGAUUUUUUUUAUAAUCUAUCUAACUGUUCCAAUGAAUUCUGAAUAAAGGCAAUUCAACUGCAAAAAUAAUCUAGAGUAUGAUAAAGUGUAUAUGUUUCACUAUAUGCACAAUAUAAUGAAGUUCAAUAAAUGUGCCCAUCCCAUAUUUAAAAAGGACCUAUGAAUAUCAUCAAUAUAAACAACUGCCUAUACUAGGAGCAGAUUCAGCCAUAUUAGACAACAGUUGAGAGGCCAACUACUGUGCAAAAACAAUAUGGUCCCUGAAAUAUGUCUAAUCCAACUGGAUCUGCAUCUGGCUUAUAUCUCCCCUUCCUCCACACAAAAUAAUGACUCCUUUUUUUGUAAAGCUUAUGUUAUUUAACAAAAUGAUAACUACUUUUCACCGUUAGUGAUUAAUGACCUUUCAAAAUAAUUUAUCUAGUUACGUGAGGUUUAUUCUCAAAAUCUUUGAAUGGUAUAUUGUGCAGAAUUUGCAGUGACUUUAAACGUUACACUGUUAAAAUAAAUUUUGAUGAACUCCUAUUCAGUAAGGCCUCAGAUGGAACUAUGAAAUAAAUACCAAUGACAAAAGUGAACUACAACCCAAAACUAUAGAACACAAAACGCAGCAGCAACUCUACAAUAUCACUUCAGGUGAAGUAUUUUCAGAAGAAAAAAGACACUCUUAUAUCGUAAGGCAGCAUAACCACAAGGUACUCUAUUGAUCCUAGGCUAUCCCUAAUCCUGAUUGGACUAAGUCCUGGUCUAGCAUCUUAUCCAGGCCUUAGUCUACAUCUUCAUGUAGACUAUAGUCAAAACCUAUGCCUGGCCCUGGGUUAAGACUGAUCAAGCUUAUUGGUCAGAUCUUGGUCCGAACUUGAGACCCUUCAUGGCCCAGACCCUGGGGUCUAGAAUACCAGGAAGGUGCUUCACAAAGAUUCAAGUAUGACCUGAGAGUUGCACUUAAAUGCCGACGCAUAUAUGAAAUGCACAAUCUUAUUAUUUAAUAUGCAGUAGAGCAUGUCCUCUUGGUAUGAUCUGACCAAUGCAGUCAUGCCUUUUAUGACGCGCCAAGCAUUAAAUGCUUCUCUAUGUCACACUUACAUCUUUGUGAAACACCUGAUGGUCUACUUUAUUGUCUAUAUCUUAAUCCAGAUCCUGGUCUAAAUGUGACACCUCCACUUUGUAACAAACAAACCACCAUGGAAUCAACUCUGUAUAAUAACUUUGUGGAUAUACUAUCCACCAUUAGACUUCACACCUAUAUACACUGAGCAACAUCUACAUUCGUAUCUGUUUGGCCACCAGUUAUUUCAUUGUACAUUCUUCUUCAUCCCGCUAUUCACUUCGAUUAACUCUCAAAUUUACUUUUUCAUGUUAUAUGUGUUUACAAAUGCCCUUAUUUUCAUGAAUCAUAAAACGCAUUUAGUCUUCCAGUUUUGAUAUUUCUGUUAACUUUCAUAUUUGUUUCUGAAGAAAAAAGUAUGAAAUAUAUUGAUAUUUGUUUAUUCAUGUCAAAAAUAAAUACCUCUUUCCUUACACCCAUCAAUUAUGCUACCGAUUGUUAUAGGAAAAGUGAACCAUGUACUAUAAACUGUUUACACAUUAGCUAAACUACCAUUGUAUACAUAUAUAUAUAUUUUUCAUAUCCAAGAAUAUCUACAGCACACACACACAAACUGUUCCGAGAGUAAACAAAAUAUGUCCCGUCUAUCCUUGGUUAAGUUUAAUUCAAAUCGUAUCAGUGGUACUAUUUAACAUUCCUGACGGAUCAAAAGCAUGUUUUAAUUAUUAAAUAAAAGCUCUGAAGAAACACAAGGAUAUAAUUAAAGUCAUUAAAUGAUCAUCAAUGAAAAAAUUGUUACAAGCAUUUAUUUAUUUCUUUUUUAGUGUGUAAUAUUGGAUAAUCUAAAUAAUUGUUAAAAAUGUGAGAAUAUAGUAAGCUGAUUGAUAGCUCUUACUUAAAGUCUGUACUACCGGUAUAUAUAUAAUCUGUGUUAAUAAGCAUCAAGUUUGAGUGCCAGUUGUACAUGCACAUUUUGGUUUAAUGGAGUUUAAGCAUCUUGUAUUCAUGUUCCUUUCAAAAGUUUAAAUAGUACCACUGAGAAGGUAGAUUUGAUUGAAUUGUUAACUGUUAGCCUUGUUACCAGCACCAAGAUAUCAAAGCAUUUGUGCUCAUUCAAAUACCCCCAACAAGUAGAAUGUCUUUCUACUUUUUUUUAAAUCCUAUGUCCAGGUCUUGAAUAUAUUUCCGACGUAAAUAGUAAAAGAUAUGAAUGAAAUACAUAUGAUGAAAUUACCCUGAUAAUAUGUGACAAAUUAAGGUUAAAUCUGCAUAUCUAAAUCAUAUCUAGGAAUGUCCUAACAUUUCAUUCUGUUUUGGUUUAGGUAUUACUAUACCAUGUAUAGUAAAAUUUCAAAAUUUUGAGUUUAGAUAAAUAAGUUCCCUAAACUCUUCCUGAAACUUCUUUGUUUACGUGCAGUGAAAAA
Messenger RNA from Lytechinus variegatus (green sea urchin), 7807 nucleotides. It is a transcript of the gene pop5, whose product is annotated as ribonuclease P/MRP protein subunit POP5-like. The record is from RefSeq and is a predicted model, not a curated record. Gene Ontology annotation, cellular component: ribonuclease P complex. Gene Ontology annotation, molecular function: ribonuclease P RNA binding. Gene Ontology annotation, biological process: tRNA 5'-leader removal. The coding region runs from base 138 to 644 and encodes 168 amino acids. The transcript has 6 exons. Lineage: Eukaryota; Metazoa; Echinodermata; Echinoidea; Temnopleuroida; Toxopneustidae.